Trichosurus vulpecula (common brushtail) is the source of this 1502-nucleotide messenger RNA. It is a transcript of the gene HS6ST2, whose product is annotated as heparan sulfate 6-O-sulfotransferase 2. The record is from RefSeq and is a predicted model, not a curated record. Gene Ontology annotation, cellular component: membrane. NCBI's taxonomy places the organism in Eukaryota, Metazoa, Chordata, Mammalia, Diprotodontia, Phalangeridae. Gene Ontology annotation, molecular function: heparan sulfate 6-sulfotransferase activity. The transcript is spliced from 2 exons. Bases 1 to 774 code for a protein of 257 amino acids.
AUGAAUGUGGGCAAUGACCAAGAGGAGGCCUCAGCAGAGUACCUCAGUAGGGGCUCUUUUUUGGAUAGUUGGGGAAGGAACUUUUACUAUAUCACCAUCCUUCGUGACCCUGUUUCCCGGUAUUUGAGUGAAUGGAGGCACGUUCAGAGAGGAGCCACUUGGAAAGCUUCUUUGCAUGUCUGUGAUGGAAGGUCUCCAACUAUUGAAGAGCUCCCCAGCUGUUACACAGGGGAUGACUGGUCUGGCUGUUCUCUUAAGGAGUUUAUGGACUGUCCCUAUAAUUUGGCCAAUAAUCGCCAGGUCCGCAUGCUUUCUGAUCUGAGUCUGGUCGGCUGUUACAAUCUGUCCGUGAUGCCAGAAGAGCAGAGAAACAAGGUUCUUCUAGACAGCGCCAAAGAGAACCUGAAAUGCAUGGCUUUCUUUGGGCUCACUGAGUUUCAAAGGAAGACUCAGUAUCUAUUUGAGAAAACCUUCAACAUGAACUUUAUCUCGCCCUUUACACAGUAUAACAACACAAGAGCAUCCAGCGUGGAAAUAGAUCAGCAGACUCAAAAGCGGAUUGAAGCCCUCAACUUUUUAGACAUGGAAUUGUACGAGUAUGCGAAAGACCUUUUCCUGCAAAGAUACCAGUUUACAAGACAGAAAGAUCAUCAGGAAGCCCGGCGGAAGCGUCAAGAGCAACGGAAGAACCUGAAGACCAGGCAUGCUCACAAGCGCGAUCAAACUGACAAUGCAACUACUGAUUACGUGGAGGACGUCGAAAAAUGGCGGUAAUCAGGAAUGGAAACCUCGUCUUGAACCCCAAAGUAACAACGAAGACAAAAUGAAUUUUAGAAAGUGAAACACUCCAAACGUAUUCUUCCCUAAAUGGGGAAGCAAAAACCGUUCAAAUGUUGCCUCUGCAGAUGCCUUUCAAUUUCAUGUUAUACCAUGCGUGGGUAAAACAAUCUUAAUGUGUAAUUAAAUUUUGGACUACUUAUGAAAUCGAAAUGCCAAACCAGGCUCACCAGAAAUUGAUGCUAAGAUAUUUCAAGGAAUCCUUAAAUUAGUUAUGGAUACAAAAUGAAAAGACAAAAUGUGACCCUUUAACUUCUGCCUAAGAAUUGGUGUUUAAAUUAUUCAUGAAGCAACUCAAUCUUGGACGAAAACAUCUUUCCAAUGAUAAGCAUGAGCGGGAGGACAGAAUAAAUAAAUAAAAGGGAACAUCUUUUUUUUUUUAAUUUUCUUAUGAAUUUUUAAAAGACUCUAUUUGAAUAGAACACCAACUACUAGUGAUGUUUGCCAAACUAAAGAAAAUUCAAAAUUUCUCUAAAAGAUGGUAAUUUGACAGAUAUCAAUAUUGGCUUUCAAAAUCAAAAGAGAAGUCAAAGUCUUGUUACAUAAAGAAAUAUUCAAAACGUCCAAAUGUUUUUACCCACAGCUAUUAAAAGACUUUAAAACUGGAUGUCUCUCAUACAAAAAAAAAAAAAACAAAAAAGACCAAAAAAAAAAAAAAGGAAACG